This is a messenger RNA of Salarias fasciatus (jewelled blenny), 1092 nucleotides long. Its product is annotated as P2Y purinoceptor 6-like. Gene Ontology annotation, molecular function: ATP binding; G protein-coupled ATP receptor activity; A1 adenosine receptor binding. NCBI's taxonomy places the organism in Eukaryota, Metazoa, Chordata, Actinopteri, Blenniiformes, Blenniidae. Gene Ontology annotation, cellular component: plasma membrane. The record is from RefSeq and is a predicted model, not a curated record. The transcript is spliced from 3 exons. Bases 1 to 1092 code for a protein of 363 amino acids. Gene Ontology annotation, biological process: phospholipase C-activating G protein-coupled receptor signaling pathway.
AUGCUGGCAGGGCUUUUACGCUCGGCCCAGAGCUGCUGCCGGUGUUACAGAGACAUGGGCAACACUCAGCAGGAACAGUUCCCAGAAGAAUCCUACUGCAACCUGGACACACAUCAGGCUCUAGCUGUGAUCCAGCUCUACCUGGUCCCCUUCUUCUUCCUGACGGUGCUGGUCCUCGGCCUGCCCCUCAACCUGCUCUCCCUCUGGAUCUUCUCCCAGCGCCUGCGGCGUUGGACCCGCAGCACGGUCUUCCUCUUCAACCUGACCCUGGCCGACACCUCCUGGCUGCUGACCCUGCCUUUCCUGGUCCGCUUCCACCUGGGCCGCCUGACCUGGAGGAUGGGCCUGCCGCUGUGCGCCGCCGUCAGGAUGUUUUACCACACCUGCUUCUACCUCAGCAUCUUCUUCGUCACCUGCGUCAGCCUGGACCGCUACCUGGCCAUCGUGCACCCGCUGCGCUCCCUGGUGCUGCUGGGCCGGAGGAGGACCAGCCUAGUGUGUGUGGCGGUCUGGACGGGCACCGUGUUCCUCAGCAUACCCGUGGCCAGAAUGACCGUCAUCCAAACGUGUCCCGAGAGCAACCGCACCACCUGCUCCUUGUACGUGCUGCUGAGACAGACCGAGGAGAGCCUGCCGUACUCGCUCUCGUGCUCCAUCUUCGGCUUCUUCUUCCCGAUGCUCUCCAUCUCUUACUGCGGCGUGCGCAGCCUCGCCGCGCUGCACCGCCGACCCUUCCGCCCCAAACCGUGCAGCAAGCAGAGGCGUCUGCGGCGGGUGCUGAGCGCGGUGGUGGUCCUCUUCGGCGCCUUCUACCUGCCCUACCACCUGAGCCGCAACGCCGCCAUCACAGUGCGAGCAUUGUACCCAAACAGCCCUGCCUCCUGGCGCCGAGCGGACCUGGCCUUCUGUAUGGAGAUGUGCGUCUGCAGCCUCGUCGCCUGCGUGAACCCGCUGCUCAGCUGCAUCAUGGUCAAGCAGUUCAGGAAGGAGUUUUACCGCACUUUGACUGUAAUGUGUCCCGGCAUGCCGCUGGUCUGUCAGACAUCUAAACACACCAAGUUGGCGAGGCCUAAAAUCUUUUGGUUCUCCUGA